Lolium rigidum is the source of this 1106-nucleotide messenger RNA. RefSeq names its product probable CCR4-associated factor 1 homolog 7. NCBI's taxonomy places the organism in Eukaryota, Viridiplantae, Streptophyta, Magnoliopsida, Poales, Poaceae. The record is from RefSeq and is a predicted model, not a curated record. Gene Ontology annotation, cellular component: CCR4-NOT core complex; CCR4-NOT complex; P-body. The transcript has a single exon. The coding region runs from base 129 to 1010 and encodes 293 amino acids. Gene Ontology annotation, molecular function: nucleic acid binding; poly(A)-specific ribonuclease activity.
CGUCCUCCUCUCCCCACCACCGCGCUCGAUCCGCCGCUCCCCGCUCGCAAACCCUAACCCUCGCCCCGCAUCCGCCCCGACCCUCCCCGACAAGAUCUCCCUCCGCGCCCUUGGAUGCACCAACACCGAUGUCAACCUCACCACCCCCCGCCACCACCACCUCUCCCUCCAACCCCUCCAAGCCCGCCGACGUAGAGAUCCGCGAGGUCUACGCGCACAACCUCGAGGCCGAGUUCGCCGUAAUCCGCGACGCCGUCGACACCCACCGCUACGUGGCCAUGGACACGGAGUUCCCGGGCAUAGUCUGCCGCCCCGUGGGCGCCUUCCGCACCAACGACGCGCUCAACUACGCCACGCUCAAGGCCAACGUCGACAUGCUCAAGCUCAUCCAGCUCGGCCUCACGCUCGCCGACUCCACGGGCGCCCUCCCGCUCCUCGGCACCGACAACCGCCCCUGCGCGUGGCAGUUCAACUUCCGGGGCUUCGACCCGCGGUCCGACCCGGCCAACGCCGACUCCAUCGACCUCCUCCGCGCCUCCGGCAUCGACUUCGACCGCUUCGCCGCCGACGGCGCCGACGCGGGCCGCUUCGCGGAGCUGCUCAUGUCGUCGGGCGUGCUGCUCAACGCCGACCUCCACUGGGUCACCUUCCACAGCGGCUACGACUUCGGGUACCUCGUCAAGCUGCUCACGGGCCGGAACCUGCCCGACACCAUCCCGGGCUUCUUCGAUCUCGUCAGGGUAUACUUCCCCGUGCUCUACGACAUCAAGCACCUCAUGCGCUACUGCAACAGCCUCCACGGUGGGCUCAGCAAGCUCGGGGAGCUGCUCGGGGUAGAGCGGGUUGGGACCUGCCACCAGGCCGGGUCGGACUCGCUGCUCACCCUGCGCUGCUUCACCAAGCUCAAGGAGGUAUAUUUCAGAGGCUCCACCGAGACCUAUGCUGGUGUGUUGUACGGUCUUCUGGAUGAUGGUGCUGGCGGGGAAAACACCUCCUCCGCGGCCAACUGAAUGUGUUAUCGAUAGACAAAUAAGACUAUGUUAUCAUGAUUCGGAAAAAAAAAUGAGAAAAUCUUUCUGCUGAAUAUACAUAUUGCUCUCUCAUCA